Boeremia exigua is the source of this 4761-nucleotide messenger RNA. RefSeq lists its product as uncharacterized. The record is from RefSeq and is a predicted model, not a curated record. Gene Ontology annotation, biological process: peptidyl-serine phosphorylation; peptidyl-threonine phosphorylation. Lineage: Eukaryota; Fungi; Ascomycota; Dothideomycetes; Pleosporales; Didymellaceae. Gene Ontology annotation, molecular function: protein serine/threonine kinase activity; ATP binding; protein serine/threonine/tyrosine kinase activity. The transcript has 5 exons. The coding region runs from base 286 to 4761 and encodes 1491 amino acids.
CAACGCGCGCCCCCUUGCCGUGCACCUUGCCCCCGUGUGCCUGCGACCGACGACUGCUGCCCCCGACUACGCAGGCGAGACACCGCGGCCGCGCCUGGCCCGCCCCGAUCUGUCCUCACCGCUGCCACCGAAAUGUCCGCAUAGCCCAGUGCUCCCAGGCCCGCCGCUGGAGACCCGACUCGCACCCGCGGGCCAUUGACGAGGCGGACCCGUGCUGGAGCUGGACGGCGCCGAGCCGGACACUGCUGCUGCUGAACGGCUGCGCUGCCUGCGCGCCCCGCCGCCAUGGACGCCCACCACCCGGGCUCGAACGUGUCCGAGGACUCGAGCGGUUCGACCGACGACCGCGUGCGCAAGUUCCAGAAGACGGGCGACCACGGCAGCCGCCUGCGCAAGGCGAGCGCGUCCAACGGCGUUGCUGCUGCCCGCCCCGGCCCGCCCGACACGCGCCCGCUGGGCUCGCAGCGCCGCAUCGCAAAGGUGCCGCUGGGCCCGCGCGGCCCGCCGCAGGACUUCUCUAAGCACAGGGUCGCCAGUGGAGCCUCCCUCGAGAACCGCCCGUUCCUGCCUGCCACGCGGCACGAGCAGCCCACGUCGAAUCCCGAGCCACGCGCCGCCGCUGCCCCGCCCGCCGACGCCGAGCACGGCGGGUCGUACGAUUUCCUGCCCACCGUCAACUUCGACGACUUUGCCAACAGCCUCGCCUACGAGCCCGCCCUGAGCGACUUCCCUGCGCCCGGCAGCUUCAAGAGCGCGAGCGCGAGCACGAGCACGAGCGCCGCCCCACCGAGCGCCGCCCCGCCCAUGCAGCCCUUCACCGCCGGGCAGGCCGACUCGCGGCCAUCGCGCAGCAACUCCUUCAUGCGCCGCUUCAGCCAGUCCAACACACGCACGCCCGGCACCACGAACCCCUCGAAGCCGCCCGCCGGCCCGCCCGCGCCCGCCGAGAACACCGUGGUGUCGCUGCCGCCCACCAACAUGGCCAUCCGCACGCGGCGACAGAGCCAGUUCCCAGCCCCUGCGCCGCCCAACCCCGCGGCACGUGCACCCCGAAAAAGUGUGGGUCCCGGCAUGCUGCCCAUGGGCUCCUUUGAGGGCCGCAGCGAGAUGCCGCGCGCCGCGAGCGGCAGCAUGGACCCGAACGCCCUCGGCCGUUCGCCGUCGAAGAGCCAGCCAAAUCGGCGAGAGACGCUGGCCGCAAACCCCCCCAACGCCACGCAGCGCCUGCCGAGUGCAGCGCGCACUGUGAAGGCGAAGUCGCUGCAGCCACCCUCGCGACAAACGUCCGGCCAGCACCUGUCCGCACAUUCGCUAACGCCCGAUCAAGGGUCCAUGCCUGGAUUCAACGGUCGCUCGCCAGGCAAAUCGCCGGCCCAGGGGCAGCGUGCAUUCACGCCCUCGUCGGCCGCGAGCAAGCGCCAGUCUACUGUGUCCCACCACUUCGGCCUGGGUGCGCGCACCAUUAGUCCGACGGACGCACGCAGACUGAAGCGCCUCUCGAUGAACCCGAACAUGCCAAUCCCCGGCGGGCCAGUGGGACCCCCAACACCACAGGGCGAUUUCACCUUCGACGAUCAGGCCUUCAGCCAGUCUCCUGGCAUCUCCAUCAGGAAGAGCGAGACACCGUCUUCUGCGCGUGCAACGCCAGAUCAGAACCGUAAAUCGUACGCUUCAGGCAUCUCUUUAUCAUCAACAUCCAGCAUCAAUUCUUUGAAAAUUGGCGGCUCUUCGAUACCACUGCGUACUAACCCGACGUUGCAAAGCUCUAGACUACCCACAGCGAAGCCACGAAACGUUCACAGCUCAGCUGGCGGCGAGACAGAAGAUGUGCCGCCCGUCCCGGCCAUCCCCAAAGCCUACGAAUCUCCAAAGGAUCCCGAGCGCCAAACAUUUUCCUUCUCGACUGCAGGUGUAAAGCCUAGCACUCCGUCGUGUGGACCUAGUUUGCCAGCCGGUACCAAUCAGCACACGCAAGGAGCUCGAAGCAGCGAACGCACAAACGAGGCGUCGCAGCUGAACUCGAGCACCGGAUCUAUCAGACAUAGAAGAGGACUGACAGUGGGGAAUGCGGAGGCUGACCGGACGCCGACGAUGCAGCAUUCAAGCAAGAAAGAUCUGCAGCCGAUCAGACUGCCACCGCUGAACCUGCUGCCUCUCGAUACCCCUGUCAGUAACCGGAUUUCCUCGUUCAGCAAACCUUCGUCUGAAGACAAGCGCGAUGUUAAUGUUACGCCUCCACCAAAGCGUGCUACGAAUAAGACUCCCAGCACGCCCAUGACGGCCUCGAAGACAAGCUUCUUCUCCGGCAGCGGCUAUAAUGGGUACGACUUUGGCAAGCACAUCCGUAGCAGCAGCUCUGCCAUCAAUUUGCGAGGUAGCGCGGAUACAAAGGACAAGUCACACAGUGGCAUGGCUGCGAUGCCAAUUCCGACUCUGCAUCCAGGGCGACAGGCGAGCACAACUCCUUUCUCGUCGAAUUCAUUGCCAAAGGGUAGUGACGAGUUCUCCCGCUUGAAAUCCCGCCCAAGCGGCGAGUUUCAGUCUAAUGAAAAGGACGUUGAAUUGCAGAACAUGAAAGGUCCCGGUCCACGUCCGCUGAAGAAGAGUAACACAAUGGACUCCACGCACACGGCCUCCUCGACCGAUCCGGAAACUCCUUCGUCAGGCACAUCACUUAGGCGCAAAUUGAGCUUGGGUGGCUGGCGACGAACAGGGUCGAAGGCUGCAUCCCAUCCUGCUCAAAACCCAGCAGCUCGGAAAGGCACCCAGCAGGCAGAAGCACCUGCUCCGCAACCACCAAAACACGCCGACAUGCCGCCACCUCGCCUGCCAGCCUCAGCUACUUGGAGUGGCGCUAUCAAUACGAGCCCGACCCCUGAACCAAGUGCCAGUCGUCUGCGGCCUUCCCUUGACUUCGGUCGACGAAAGCCAUCGACAGCCACCAUCCCUAGCGAAACUGAUUCGGAUGCAUCAGUAGCACGCAAGGAGCCAAAGAAUGCUCCUGCAAAGACGACGACAGGCUACAACACAUCAGGGGCUAGCCAGCCAUCCGUGAAACCGAGUUCGUCGAUCUUGCCGUCCAUGCAGAGAAUGCUUGGUUCUAAGAGUUCCUCCAAUGUACUCAGGUCGCGCCAUUUGGAUCCAAACCUAGACAGGGACGAUCUGAUGGCAGAUGAGGAGAUGAAGAAGCUUGCCUCCAAACGCAAGGACUUCGAGCACGCGGCGCGCGAUGUCGAUGCACUGCGCAAGCGUGCUGUGCCCCAAGAACGUGUGACGCCGGCGCAAGCUUUGCAGAUGGUCAACUUGAACAUUUUCGAGAGAGGCGAGAUCAUCGACUACAAGGAGGUCUACUUCUGCGGCACCAAGAACGCCAAAAAGCAUGUCGGCGAUCUCAACGCGCAGACUGCAAAUUUCGGGUAUGACGAUGACCGCGGCGACUACAACAUAGUCUUUGGCGAUCAUCUCGCCUACCGAUAUGAGGUUGUUGAUCUGCUUGGCAAGGGCAGCUUCGGACAAGUUGUGCGCUGCGUCGACCACAAGACAGGAGGACUUGUGGCUAUCAAGAUCAUUCGCAACAAGAAGCGGUUCCACCAGCAGGCCUUGAUUGAGGUCAACAUUCUGCAAAAGCUGCGCGAAUGGGACCCCGACAACAAGCACAGCAUGAUCAACUUCACGCAGAGCUUCUACUUCCGUGGCCAUCUUUGUAUUUCUACCGAACUUCUCGGCAUGAACUUGUACGAGUUCAUCAAGGCCCACGAGUUCAAGGGCUUCUCGACGCGUCUCAUUCGCCGAUUCUGCAAGCAGAUGCUAGCGUCUCUAGUUCUUCUGAAGAGCCAGCGGGUGAUUCACUGCGAUCUGAAGCCCGAGAACAUCCUCCUCGCGCAUCCACUGCACUCCGAAAUCAAGGUCAUCGACUUCGGAUCCAGUUGUUUCGAGAACGAGAAGGUGUACACAUACAUUCAGUCGCGUUUCUACCGCUCACCGGAAGUCAUCCUGGGUAUGAGCUACGGCCUGCCGAUCGACAUGUGGAGCUUGGGCUGUAUUCUUGCAGAGCUUCUUACUGGAUACCCCAUCUUCCCCGGCGAGAACGAGCAAGAGCAGCUUGCUUGUAUCAUGGAGAUUUUCGGACCUCCAGAGAAGCAUCUGAUCGAAAAGAGCAGCAGAAAGAAGCUAUUCUUUGAUUCCCUGGGCAAACCGAGAGUCACGGUUUCCACCAAAGGGCGCCGUCGCAGGCCAAGCUCAAAGACCUUGCAGCAAGCCCUCAAAUGCGACGACGAAGCAUUCUUGGACUUCAUUGCACGUUGUUUACGCUGGGACCCCGAGCGCCGCAUGCGUCCUGACGAGGCAAUGCAGCACGAGUUCAUCACUGGACUCCGCAAGAAUGCUGGAAGACGACCUGUCGUCAACUCUGCAUCGAGUACUGCAUCGCCCGUCAAACGAGCACCGGUUGCUCAGGCUCCGCAGGCCCGCGUGCGACCCCUCCCUGAGCCUCCCGGGCCAAGCGUCAAGAACGGCAUCGCGCUCAACAACCAACGAGGGCCUAGUAGCUCCCCGAUCAAGACCAACGGGCCUCGACGCCACUCCACAGUCAGUGGCCCGCCCGGCCCCGGAGGAACGGCUGUCAAGCGAGCGGCAAACGGCGCUCCAGCCAACGCUACAAGCAACCUAAGUAACUUGCCGCGGGUUGCACAACGCAGCGUGUCCGGCAAGCCUGAUCUUGCCUCAGCGGCGGCCGUUGCCAGCCUGCAGAAAACGCGCUAG